Molecule: messenger RNA, 6852 nt
Organism: Eriocheir sinensis (Chinese mitten crab)
Lineage: Eukaryota; Metazoa; Arthropoda; Malacostraca; Decapoda; Varunidae
Exons: 13
Coding region: 101-5659 (1852 amino acids)
Biological process (GO): peptidyl-tyrosine dephosphorylation
Cellular component (GO): nucleus; cytoplasm
Molecular function (GO): non-membrane spanning protein tyrosine phosphatase activity
Source: RefSeq, a predicted model, not a curated record
ACGGGGAGGUAUUUCUCGGGAGUGUGUGUACGGUGUGAGGGCGUGUGCUAAUGUGUCCCCGUGGGAUUAAUAAUAACAACAAUACCACUAAUAAUGAGGGAUGAGGGAAGACAAGUUACCCUUAAGAACUGUAUUGCAGAACUUUAUCAACCAUGUGGACACUCUGGAGGCGAAGAGGAGUCUAGGAAAUGACCAGUACGAGGUGGAGUUCCAGGAGUUGAAGCAGCUGACCGAGAGCCUCAAGUUGCAAGUGGAGUAUUCCUGCACCGAGGGCGAGAAGGAUUUCAACCGACGCAAGAACAGAUACAAGGACAUCCUACCCUAUGACUACAGCCGCGUGGUGCUGAGUACCUUCCCGGGGGUGCCUGGCAGCGACUACAUCAAUGCCAACUUUAUCCGGGGUGCCAGCGGGUCCCGGGCCUAUAUUGGGUCUCAGGGACCGCUGCCCCACACCGUGCCAGACUUCUGGAGGAUGGUGGUGGAGUGCGAGGUGCAGGUCAUCAUUAUGGCAUCGAACGAGACGGAAGGCGGAAAGCACAAGUGUGAGUGUUACUGGGUCAACGUGCAGGGGGAGGAGCGUCAGUUUGGCAACAUCACUGUUUCCUUCAUCAAGGCUCGCCAGGUCUGCCCGGACUUCAUCGUGAGAACCCUCAAGAUCAACUACAUCACUGACGGAGGCAAUACUGAGGAGCGCACCAUCUGCCAGUUCCAUUAUGUGCUGUGGCCUGACCAUGGGGUGCCAGAGACGGUGCGGCCCCUCCUGGACAUGGUGCGGCUGGUGCGAGACUGCCAGGCCUCCGAGACCCUGCCUGUCCUGGUCCACUGUUCGGCGGGGUGCGGGAGAACAGGAACCAUCUGUGCCAUUGACUACGUGUGGGGGCUCCUCAGGGCUGGGCGGCUGACCGAGAACCUCAACCUCUUUGGGCUGGUGAAGGAGAUGCGUCGGCAGCGCGUUGCCAUGGUGCAGACGCGGGAGCAGUACAUCCUCCUGCACCGGGCUGUCCGAGAGCUGUUCAAAGAGAGGCUCAAGGUGAUCGACGCACACCCCUACGAGAACAUCGCCACCGACGGCAAGCCACUCAUCCUGAGGGAGAAGGAGAAUGACUAUGAGGAGCUGUACCUUAGGCCAGAAAAACAGGACGAGAGUGCCAAGCCAGUGCCAGCCUCCACCACGACCCCCAGCGUCGCCGCCACCCAGACUGACUCCCUUAUCUGCUACACUCACACGAAAGACUUCCCCGAGUUCUCUUCCCCGACGGCAACGCUUGACUGGCUGGGCUCCACCGUUCUUCCCCGGCACAUGAAGUACACAAAACCUCAGCAGUCCUCCCCUUCCUCGGGCAGCCACACCCCCUGCCAGGCCUCCCCCAGCCACCACACACCCCUGCCGCAGCCCUCCCCCCUCUCCCCCGCCUGUGCCAAGGCCGUGGUGUCCUCCGUGCCCGUGCCCUCCCCCAGCCAGGCACAGAUUGGCUACGUGGGGGCAGCACAAGUGCAUCAGCUACCCACCACCUCCCCACAAGUGCUUAAUAGCUCCCCACAAGUGCCUAACAGCUCCCCACAAGUGCUUAAUAGCUCCCCACAAGUGCCUAACAGCUCCCCACAAGUGCUUAACUUCUCCCCACAAGUUCCUCAGCUCCCCAUCAGCUCCCCACAAGGCCCUAAAGUCCCUGGUGGUGCCCCAGUGAGGACCAAGCCCCAGCCCGGCCCCCCGCCCGUCCUGGCCUCCAGCUCCAAGCAGGAGAAGGAGGCGGAGAAUGCCGCCCACAAGUACAAGGGUGUUCUCAACCUGCUGUCCUCUGUUGCCGCUGCCUCCUGCCCCCAGGACAACACCACCGCCUUCCAGGGCCUGCCGGCACUCCCACACAGCCCCGGCCAUGGCAAGGGCCACGCCGCAGCGUACCUGGCCCUCUCCGGCAGGCUGCACCAAGGGGAAGGCGUAGAAAACUCUGCCUUCAGGCAUCGAGGUGUGCUGAACAGUGCCAGUCCCAAAGGGGGCAGUGCCAGCACCCUGCCAGGCACUGCAGCAAGGCCCUGCAGCCCCAGCGUGGCCCUCAGCCCCCCUGGCCAGCCUCAGGAGGGCGGGGGCGAGGCGGAUCGGCGGCCGAGCAUCGCCAAGCUGAAGGAGCUGUUUGAGCGCAGCAGCCAGGAGCAGAGGCCGCCGGCCGCCAGGCUGAGCCGCAGCGCCAGCAGUGUGACGGCCCGGCCCACGGCCCUCAGCCUGCACGCCACCGGUGACGGCGGCCACAGGAUAAAGCGUAAGAGCAGCCUUGGGGCCGAGGAGAUGCUGGCCACCAAGAAGGCCCUGGAGGCCCUGGAGCAGCGCGGCGGCGGUGGUGAAGGCACGAGCCAGGCUGGCCCUGGGACCGCCGCCGCCGCCGCCCCCCGCACCAGCCCGGGCCAGGCCAGCCCCCUGGAGGAGGGCACGUCGGCCCUGUUGGCCCGGGUGGAGGAACGUCCGGCCCUGCCCGUCAAGAAGAGCAAGUCCUUCCGGUACGUGCGGCCGGCGGGGGCCAUGGGGGGGCGGGGUGGCGGCACCCUGCCCAGCCCGGAGCUGGGCAGGAAGAAGGUGGACAUCAACACUUACUUCAGCCUGGACCGCUGCAGGCACGACGGGGCCACCCACGCCCCGCCCCACCCCGCCGGGGCAGACACUCCCACCGGGGGUGCUGGUGGUGCUGGUGGUGCUGGUGCUGGUGGCGGGGGCGGUGGCGGGGGCGGUAGUGUCAGCUUCCUGGGGGACAUUCCCUCGCCCCCUGAGGGGUUCAAGCUGUCGGUGUACCAGGUGCCGCCGGUGCCGGGGCUGGCCCGGGGCGAGGCACGGCCAAGAAUACCCCCCAAGAAGGUCAUCGGGGAGAAGCUGCGCUCCACCCGGCCCCUGCCCCCCCCGGGCACACCCCAGCACCUCCCGGCACCCUCGGCCUCAUCCCCAGCCUCCUCCCCCUCCUCCCCCUUCACCACCUCCACACACACUCCACCCCUGGCCUCACCCACACUCACCUCCUCCACCUCCUCCUCCUCCUCCUUAUCUUCCGUCCACGUCCACCCGUCCACCACCACCGCCACCUCCUCGUUCUCGUCCCUCAUUUAUGACUAUCCCAGGGACCCCCAGGGAAGGCCCAGGCGGCCCCAGCCCGGCCCCCCAGGGGUGAACCAUGACCCCGGAGGCAGCCCUUCCCCCCAACAGGCCGCUGAGCCUGGCGGCAAGGACUACGUCAACGCCCGUCUGGUGCGUCAGCCCCAGAGCUGUGUGUACGUGCCGCUGCCGGCCCGCCGCGCCACGCUGGACGGCCGCCCAGCCCGGGAGUACGCCAAUUGUGCCCCCAGCAACCAGAGGCCGGCAGAGAGCCAGGCCGCCCGACCCGCUGAGGCCGCCACAAAGUUUUCGGUUUAUGACGAAGUCGGUCCCGGCCCCGCCGUGGCCGCUGGAGCCCCGGAGGACGUCUCCGCUCCGGCGGCGGGCGGCCCUGGCAAGGGUGUGGGUGGCCCCGGCUCCGGCACGGGUGACUAUGAGGUGAUGGACUUUGGUGAGUCCAGCGCCAGUGUGGAUGAGGUGUUUGAGACGGUCAACUAUGAGCUGCUGGCUGCCGCCGCCGCCAGGGGUGGCCAGACGCAGGGGAGAGGCCGGGCCAGGGAGGGUGAGGGCCAGGCUGAGCUGGAGCCGUCGGCCCAGCAGGUGGUGCACGCUUGCCACGACUACCUGCAAGGCCAGGGGGCCGACGUGCAGGAGGUGGCCACCCGUGUGGCCGUGGCCCCCCAGGGCCUGCGCACCAGGGAGCGCCGCAACAGCUACCGCCAGGCCGUCUCGCCAAACUGGCCCCAGCCGGCCCACCAGGCGGGCCACAAGUACGAGACCAUCUGGUUUGAUGGCGCCAGACGGGUGGCCCGCGACGGCACCGAGCGUGGCCGUGGCCCCCCUAGCGAGGAGGCCCCCUGUGGCGUUGGCGAGGACCUUCAGGCCAACCUGGACCAGUGCCGCGGCAGCAAGGAGCGCCUCUUCAGGGAGAAGCUGGAAGAGCUGCACCAGCUGGUGGCUGGCCUAGGCGGGGCCGGCUGGCUGGUGGCCGGGGCCAGGGACCACGCCGCCCUGGACCUGGCCCCGGCUCCAGCCCCGGCACCAACCCUCACCGCCGCCACCUCCACCACCUCACAGCAACAACAGCAGCUGUCACCCCCUGAGGGAGGCCUGUCCCCUGGGGCUCCCAUGCCUCCCCCCAGCCAUGCUGACCCCCCCAGUGGCUCGGCAGGCCCCUACUCCCCUGCCAACGUGGUCAAGCCCUCGGCGCUGCACCCCAGCCCCUCCUCCACCCUGCCCGGGGGCCGUGCUGCCCCGCCCCCCAGAGAGCUCCCUGGUGGUGGGGUCUCCUCCCCCAGCCAGCCCCUGGCCCUGGACGCCCCAUACUACAGCCUGGCACUCCUGAGGAACGCAGCGCCAGGCAUGGGCACCCCCCCGCCACCCCUGCACCACCCCAAUAACACCACCCCGCCCAGGCUCACACACCCCCACCCCCACCCCACACCCAUCAUUGUGGGCGACGUGGCCUAUGUGGGGGGUGAGUGUGUUCGUCUGCGGCACGUCAAGGCCAAGGGGGAGGGCGGGGAGAGGGCCAACAUCCCUGUGGCACCCCCGAGAUUCAAGAGGAACUCGUCGGUGGGGUGCCUGCAGUAUGGCACCCCGGACCCCAAUACCCCGCCCGGUGCCAUCUUGCAGGAGUGGCGUCUGUCUGGUCUAAGGGACAAUGGACAGCAGCAAGGGGUCAUGGGACAGCAGGGCCAGGCAGGGAGGGAGGAUGAGGGGCCGCCACCGCCAUCCACCCACAAGACAUCCACCUACGAGUUCUUGGACCCGCCGGCCGCCGCCCCCGCCCCGAUGCCUCACCCGCACCCACCCUUCCCACACCCACACUACGUCCCCUUACCUGCCCCAAAAAGCCUGCCCCGCCAAACGCAGCCCCAGCGACAGGCCAGCGCCCCGCAGAUCCCCGAGGAGGACUGGCGGGGUCGCCGUGAGGAUACCCGCCGCGAGGACACCCCGGCGGCUGACAGCUCAUCCGAUACGUCUGACGAGGAGGGAAUCUUCCACAAGUUCUCCGCUCCGAGCAUCUUCCGGAAAUGGCGGACUGGCGGUGGCGGGAAGCAGACAGCAGUGGCGGCUCCGGGCUCACCAAAGUCAACCUUCUACGCCAGCCAUACCGAGGCAGCUGAACCUCCCUCAUCCGCCGCCCUCCAGUCCCCCACCUCCCCCAAGCCUCUGGCUCGCGCCCUAGGGAAGCUUAGGUUAAACUCGAGGUCAGUGGCGGCCAACUUCAAGUCCUAUCUGAGUCAGCGCAGCGGCGGCCAAGGGGAUCCGGAAGCCGCCGAUGAUACCGAGGGCAGGGUCAACGGUCAUCCCAGUGAGGGGGUGCCGCCGCCAGCCGCCUGGAGUGCUGCGCAGAAGAGUGGCGGAUUUGUGGGCGGCUCCAGUGCCACGCCGACUGCCUUCACACAAGUGCUGCAUGACUAUAAGUACCCCAAAGCAAUACCAAAGAAGCUGGGAGGGCCCCGAGACAUGCCGCCCAGCUUGCGAGGCCCGGGGACGUACGGAGGCACCGGCGAUGACGAUGAUAGCUGCGUCAGGGCCAGGCCGGACCAGCCAGCGCCCCGCCAACAGUACCUGUAGCGGCCAGGGGUGACUGCUGGCCUCGCUGACGUGACCCCUACAGGAAUGUUUAUAUGACGGAUGAGUUGUGACGCAGCGAAGACUUGUGUGAAAAGUGGAGGCUGUUAACCGUAUUGGGAGAUAGUCUUUACAGAUUAUGCUUUCCCAGGCACUACUACUACUACUACUACUACUACUACUACUACACCUGAAUAUGACCUAUCCUGUCCUUUUUUUUUAUUUUUAUACAUAUUUUUUUACCCUUGAAUUUCUAUAUUCACUAAAAAAACUACUACUACUACUACUACUACUACUACUACCAUUUUUCCUACUACUAAUAAUGAUAUAACUUACUACUAUUACUACUGCAGCUAUUAUUAUUAUUACUACUACUACCACUGCACCUACUAUUAUUUCAGCUUCCACUACUACUACUACUACUACUACUACUACUACUACUUGGCUACUAUUACUACUACUACUACUAGUAAUGUUUCUACUACAGCCCCAACCAAGCCUUAAGAUAGCCAGCAUAUUUCACACAAGUACUUGCUAUUAUAUUAUUUUGACAGCCUAAAGUAAACCUUUCACAAUUGCCUUAUCAAACCACAUGUGUAUACUCGCGUGCAAACCUUCUAUCUGUCUAUCUAUCUAUCUAUCUAUCUAUCUAUCUAUAUCUGCAAGCCUUCCAUGCACAAAAACUGUUCUAAUGAUGUUGCCGAUGUGAUGACCCUCUCUGUAUUUUCUACUUUAUUUGUUGAAGAGUUUCGUAGGAGACUAUAUAAUUUGGUUGCCCUAACAUGCACCGAUCUGGGAGUGUGGCUGUGUUGGUCUGUGUUCUUACUAAUGUUAAUGGAGGAGGAGGAGGAGGAGGAGGUGAAGAAGAAGAAGAAGGAGAAGGAGAAAGAAGAGGAGGAGGAGAACAUUAAUGAGGUCUUAAAACAGAUCUGAGUGGCUGUGUGUGUGUGUGUGUGUGUGUGUGGAGGAGGAGGAGGAGGAAGAGGAAAAUCUGAGUGGAAGAGAAGAUCAGGGGAGGGAAGGGAAGGGAAGAAAAUGCUAUAUGUGUGUGCGUGUGGAGGAGGAGGAGGAAGAGGAAGAUCUGAGUGGAAGAGAAGAUCAGGGGAGGGAAGGGAAGGGAAGAAAAUGCUAUGUGUGUGUGUGUGUGUGUGUGUGUGUGUGUGUGUGUGUGUGUGUGUGUGUGUGUGUGUGUGUGU